Messenger RNA from Cololabis saira (Pacific saury), 11255 nucleotides. RefSeq names its product ATP-dependent RNA helicase DDX3X-like. Gene Ontology annotation, molecular function: ATP binding; RNA helicase activity; RNA binding. The record is from RefSeq and is a predicted model, not a curated record. Bases 243 to 2414 code for a protein of 723 amino acids. Gene Ontology annotation, cellular component: P granule; nucleus. The transcript is spliced from 19 exons. Lineage: Eukaryota; Metazoa; Chordata; Actinopteri; Beloniformes; Belonidae. Gene Ontology annotation, biological process: gamete generation; cell differentiation.
GCGAACCGACGCAGUUGGGUUUGCAUCACCGACCAUCGAAGCUCAAAUCCAGGAAUUUACCACCAUUUCCAAUCCAAGAAUAGAAUUUCACAGCGUCACCUAGAACUCUGCAAGCCAAUGAAAUAACUGACGUCAACAUAGUAACCGGCUGUAGAGGCAAAGGCAAACAAAUAACAUCAAACCCGGCAAACAAAGAGGUCCUUUUUUCCAACGCCAACAUUUUUCCUCCAUAUUCUAUAGUUAUGAGUCAUGUGGCGGUCGAAAAUGCCCACGGUCUAGAGCAGCAGCUCGCUGUCCUAGACUUAAGUGCCCCAGAUGGACAAGGUGGAGGUACUAACAUAGGAAACGCCUUCGCUGCCGGACGACAGGGUGGCUUCGCCAUGGCGCCUGCAGCUAACUAUGGCUGGGAUGGAGGGCGAAACACCUUCGUUAACGGCUACCAUGACAACCGCAUGGCUGGCAACACCUUUAACCGCGGUCCGCCUCGGAUGGAGCGGGGAAGAGGUGGCGUCGGAGGGGGUGGUUUCCGUGGCAACAGGGGCGGAACCUUCAACCCCAUUAACCCCGCACAGCCAAUGACCUUUGACGCAGGUGGCUGGAACACCGCCAAGGAUGCUUAUAGCAGUUUCACUAACAACCGAGGGAAGUCUGCGUUCUUCAACGAUAGAGGCAACGCCAACAGAGGAAGGUUUGACCACGGUGGAUUUGGUGGUGGCGGCGGCGGAGGAGGAGGUGGAGGAGGAAACAGCCGCUGGGUGGAGGAGUCCAGAGAGGAGGGAGACUGGUCUAAACCCACACCCCGAAACGAGCGCCUUGAACAUGAGUUGUUCUCCGGCAGUAACACCGGGAUUAACUUUGAGAAAUAUGAUGACAUUCCUGUUGAGGCUACAGGACAGAACUGCCCUCACCACAUCGAGAGCUUCCAAGAUGUGGACAUGGGUGAGAUUGUCAUGGGCAACAUCGCUCUGAGUCGCUACACCAGACCCACUCCUGUUCAGAAAUAUGCCAUUCCUAUUAUCAAGUCCAAGAGAGACCUCAUGGCCUGCGCACAGACGGGCUCUGGGAAAACUGCAGCGUUCCUGCUGCCGAUUCUCAGCCAGAUCUACACAGAGGGACCAGGAGAAGCUGUUAAUGCAGCUAAAGCCUCUGGACAGGAGAACGGAAAGUACGGCCGUCGUAAGCAGUACCCCAUGGCCCUGGUGCUGGCUCCCACCAGAGAACUGGCCCUGCAGAUAUAUGAUGAAGCCAGGAAGUUUGCGUACCGCUCCAGGGUGCGCCCCUGCGUCGUGUACGGCGGAGCGGAUAUCGGCCAGCAGAUCCGAGACCUGGAGAGAGGCUGCCACCUGCUGGUGGCCACGCCUGGAAGACUGGUGGACAUGAUGGAGAGAGGCAAGAUCGGCCUGGACUACUGCAACUACCUGAUCCUGGAUGAAGCAGAUCGCAUGCUCGACAUGGGCUUUGAACCGCAGAUAAGACGCAUCGUUGAACAGGACACCAUGCCGCACAAAGGCAUCAGACAAACCCUGAUGUUCAGUGCCACGUUUCCUAAAGAGAUCCAGAUCCUGGCUCGGGAUUUCCUGGAGGAGUACAUCUUCCUGGCGGUGGGCCGAGUGGGUUCCACCUCCGAGAACAUCACUCAGAAAGUGGUGUGGGUGGAGGAGAGCGAUAAGAGGUCUUUCCUUCUGGACCUGCUCAGUGCCACAGUCAUCCCCAACGAGGUACAGGACAAUUCUGGAGACAACAUAGAAAAACCCGGUAAGGACUCGCUGACUCUGGUUUUUGUGGAGACCAAGAAAGGCGCCGACGCCUUGGAGGACUUCUUGUAUCGAGAGGGCUAUGCUUGCACCAGUAUCCACGGCGACCGUUCCCAGAGAGACCGGGAGGAGGCCCUGAACCAGUUCAGAUCAGGAAAAUGCCCCAUUCUGGUGGCUACGGCGGUUGCAGCUCGGGGUCUGGACAUCUCCAAUGUGAAACACGUCAUUAACUUUGACCUGCCCAGUGACAUCGAGGAGUAUGUCCAUCGUAUCGGACGUACAGGACGAGUCGGAAACCUGGGUUUGGCCACGUCCUUCUUCAAUGACAAAAACGGGAACAUCACUAAAGACCUGCUGGACAUCCUGGUAGAAGCUAAACAGGAAGUUCCCUCCUGGCUGGAGAGCCUGGCGUAUGAACACCAGCACAAGAGCAACAACAGAGGGCGCUCUAAGAGGUUCUCUGGCGGUUUCGGAGCACGUGAUUAUCGCCAGACGGCUGCUGGAGGCAACGUGGGAGGAUUCGGAGGACGUGGAGGACGGAACCAGGCAGGGCAUGGAGGAAACCGUGGCUUUGGAGGAGUUGGAUUUGGGAAUUUCUACACAAGUGACGGCUACGGAGGCAACUACUCUCACUCUCAAGUGGACUGGUGGGGCAACUAGGUGUCUCCAUCUCCUUGUCACUCCUCUCUCCUCCUCUUACACUUCAUCUUUUCCCCACUGUCGUCUUCAUCUUCUCUCUCGUCACCUCCAUUUCUCCUAGAAGCCUUCCCUUGCAUGUUAUUAAACUAUUUAUACUCAUCUCCGUAGGGCUCCAUUCCCACACAUUCAACUUUUAUUUUAUUUAGUUUUAGUUUUCUUGUGCUCUCGGUUUCUACCUUUGCGUUUAGAAAGGUUUCUUGUCUUUCUUAAUCUCACCUCUUACUAAAGGCCACAUCUUAAAGGGAAUAUUGAGUUUUACUUUGUUCAUUUUUCAAAACUGACCACAGAUUUGUGUCGCGACGAGCCGUCGACAUCUUUGGUUUCAGUGGAUCAUUUUCCCUCUGCGACUUUUAUCCGGCAGGAAGUUAUAGCAAGUUAAAGUUCAAGUUGUUUUGAGAGCCCCUAAGAUAGGACAUGUGAAGAUUUACAGUGUGUGGACUUAAAACAGCUGUAGAAAAAGCAAUUUCUUUUCCUUCAUUUUUAGAUUUGAGGUUUAGUUUCAUUGUGUUUUGAUUUAUUUUUUUCUUUGCACUUGCCCAAAGCCGACCAGGCUCCCUGUGUAGCUUCAACAUCUUUGUAUUUAACGCACGGCCAUGUUGUAAAUUACUGGCCCAAAAACAAAGAAGAAACUUUUCUAAAAUAUUGAAGUAGGCAAAAUAUGUUUGCAUAUAAAUUCAAGUAUAGGAAAUGGCUGAGGUCUCUUUCACCUAUAUGAUAAAUAAAUAAGAGGCCACAGAAACAGCAAAAUAAUUUUCUUUUUUUUUUUGUUUCCACCUUUUUAAAACAUUGAAAUAUUGACUACUGAGGUCUCAGAAGAGGAAAUAAACAAGCGGUGAGACACACCGAAGUCCUCUAGAAGUGUAAAAGCCAGCGGAAGAUAGAAGCUGUUUCCCACUUGCACUUACGCAAGCCAACAGUCUUGAAACAUUUCUUUGUUUUAAGCGAAACGUUAUUAUGGAGAAUCAUUUGUUUUUGUACUGUGCCUUUUAAGAAUUUGAAAUCUGUCUCUUUAUUUCCGUUGUUUUUAUCACCAUAAAACCGUAACUGGCUACAAGUAUAGACCAAGGGUGACAAAAAUGAUAUAUAUUUAUGUCACAUGUGGGUUUUAACAUGUAUUUCUUCAUUCCCAUUUGGAAGGAAACAAACUAGGCUUGAACUAAAUCAAACCUUGGCAAAAAAAAAAACAAACAAAAAAAACUAAAACACUUUGAUGAGGAAACUCAAAACAGUUUCUCAUGUCUAACAAAGUUCAAAUUCCUCAGAAGGACUCUUGAACUGAUUCCCCCAAAGCAUAUAACCUCCACAGUCAAAUACAACUUUAAUGUUGCGUCCUUUGGAACGACUGGAAGUGGUCAAAUAAAGAUUGGAUUUAAAGUGAUAAUUACAAGGUAGAUAAGCAUCAUAGGCCGCAGUGGUUUUAUGCUUUUGGGAAACCAAGUCUUUGACCUUUGCGUCACACCCACAGCUCGGCUGUGAGCUCGCGGUUUGAUUUCUCAGAGCCAUCGUGUCACUAAUUGUCGGGUGACUCGAGCCACCGAAACAAAAACAUCCACACAGCAGCAGUCAUUCUCUUCGCUGAAGUUGGUCUGAGCUCGUGGUGUCAUCCAGCAGCGAUGCUGAGGCCUCUUUUUUUGGACAUUUAUGAAUUUAAAACCUUACAUGGCUGUUUCUGCUGUUCAAAAACAAAAAAACAAGGCAUUUGGACCCAAAUUGGAUGAGUGGCUCUUCAUCUGACAGGCAGUGUUUUUCCAUUGUGCAGCUUAACAGUUUUCUGCUGCAGGAAGGCGUGAUAUUUAAAUGAUCGAAGCAAUGCUACCUGUAACCCUUGAAUUAUCUUUCUGAGACGACAAACAGAGGAGAGGAUCUGAAGUAAAUCAUGCUCUACUUGGUUCUCUGCUGGAGGUUUUGGCCACCGCCAUCAGACCAAUAUUUCACCUUUAGAGGAAGAAAAUAAAAGUGGCAGUUAUUUGGUGCCAAUUAUCAUGAGACGCUUGCUUGGGAACUGGACUGAGCUACUUAAAAAAACUAAAACAUCAGCGACGGGCCGCCUCCUGCAAUGGAAAAACACUGCUGGUGCCACCAGGCUCACUGGAAAUCAGAUCUGCUUCCACCACAAAUUUUGUCAACCUUGUUUGUCCAAAUCUUCUUUCAAGGACAAUACACAACUUAAAAAAAAAAGAGAGAGAGAGAAAAAAGUUUAACAAUUUCAUGCUCACUCUAUCCUGGAGAGUUAAAUGUAGAGUCUUAUCCGAGAUUUAAAAAAGAAAAAAAUCAUUAUUAAAAAAAAAAAUCUUUCCAGUUUAUUUGUUAGAUCUUUCAGAUCUUUUGAGGUCGGGGUGAAAUUGAAAAAAAAAAACAAAAAGAGGAAUGCAGAGAGAGCCGGGGCUUCCUACGGAUAUGACAUGAUGCCGAGGCACCUUUUUGGCCGUGCACCAUUGCAGCUGUAACGAGAAGUUUUCUCACAUCCAAAGUUAAUCUUUUCUCACUCGAAAGCCAAAGAGAGUUAUUUAACAAAGGUGCAUUAUUUCUGUUCUUUCUACACUUUCCUCCGCUUCUGCUGGGUUUGGUCACUUUUAUAAUGAAAUCACUUUCUUUGCUGUACUUAGUUUAGUUAAUCCAGAUUGGCAACCACACAGGCAGCAUGUGACACAUUUCAAUACAGUUUUCUAAUAUUCAGUUUCUGUCUACGUGUGUGCAAAAAUUGUAGCCAUCAUUCACUGAUAGACAGUGAGUCACAGCUUAUGUCUGCUAAAAAACAUAUGGCAUUUCAUUUGGUAAAUUGGCUAAAUCAUGCUGGUGGAAAAAUGGCAUUAACAGUGUCGACGGCAUUAAUGAUCCAUAAAUCCUGCGGUUGACCCUGCUUGGCUCUGCCCUGAACCGAGACCUCUGCACCCACGAUACCCGAUCCAUCCCCGAUUGAACCACUAACGGGAACUCCACUGUACGUUUGGAUGGUUCAGUGGUCCAACCCCCCCACUGUGUCACCUAAAAAAGAAAUAACUUGUGAUCUAGUGGGGAGAAUUUUCCAUUUUUAUCCGGCUCUUGAUUAGUUUUGUUUACACAAAGAACUUGGAUUACAUGUAAAUAGCAAAACUCUUGUUAAAGCAUUAGAGGAAUUUCCAUAGGAAGUGAAUGUGAAACAGUUGAAGUGUAGAAAAUCGCAUUCAGUCACUCAACACUGGACCAGACGGUGUCUGGUAGGCUUUGUUCAGUGGGCAAUUUGAGCUCAUUCCACAAAUGAAUUAAAUAUUUAGACUUUGAAGUAAUUUUGUGUUCUAACCUAAAAGCAGACUAGAUAGCAAAACCACAUCUGACCACAUGGGGGCAGCAUGUCACAAGAAAACGGAGAAAUUGUUAUUAAAACACAUGCUGGACGGUAUUGACAUGGGUUCAUUAUGCCCCGUGUGGUCAGAACUGUUAUUGCAACAUAGAAGCUUUAAACGCACAAGAGGAAGAUUUACUAAUUAAUGCUCACACGGCUGACCUUCUCAAAUUGCCCACUGGCUUUGACAAAUGACAAAGCUGAACCAAGACAAUAAAACAUAUGCAAGUGUUGUUGUUGUUUUUGGUCAAGAGGUUAAAAAUGCCAAGCGAAUAGAUAUAAUUCUAUUGCUGGCUUUGGUAAUGUUAUAAUUAUCGGAUUUCUUUUGAUGAUUAUUAUUAUUAUUUGUUUAUUUUUGACUUUUCAAUCAAACCAGUCUUUUCUUCGAGUCCAUUUCCCUCAAGUACAUUUUUUUUUCUUUUUUUUUUGAGGGAGUUUAGGGAAACUAGUUGGCUAUAACACCAUUUUGACGACUUUGAGGCUCAAAUAUCAGACUACAGGUCUUAUUCGGAUACUUUGGGAACUUAUGGAACAAGAUCUCUCGCUUGGUGAAAGGAAGGAGAAACUUCCAGCGAGUUGCUCCUUUGGUCGUAGGACAGACAAAAUCAGAGAAUUGUCUUGCAUCUUCUCUGUUACUUUAUUGUGAUACAGACUUAACUGUUGCGCUGGUUGAAUCGUUUCUAAACUUGUUGGCCAGAACUGAUGUCUCAAUUGAAGAUUUUAGCAUCUGUUAGCCAUUAAGUUAUUUAUUUUAUUUUUUAUGUAGCCACAAUAUGAGGACAAAUGUAAUUUUUCUCCUGCAGCAAUGGUGGAUAGUCGCCGUCUUAGAUUUCUCAGAAGUGAUGUGAAGUUUGAAGAAAAAACCAGCAUGAAGUCAGAAUCUGUAAUGUUGCAAAUUGAUGCAAAUGACAAUCAGUUAUGAAGUUAAGUUGGAAAAAAAUCCCUCUAAUGUAAACAGAAGUCUUUUAAGUUGAAUUUUUUGAACAGGUUUGAAGUAAUCUUUUUACAAGUAGAGGUUUAAUCACUUAGCUGUCAUGACAACAUCUUUCAAACCUGCACCUCCAUUGAGUCUUUCAUGAUGGAGAACACAGACGUGCAGAUUGUUACUUUACGAAAUCCUCCUUUUGUCAAUUCCCUUUGAUGAUUAACGGUUUGAAAACUGUUUAAAAUGUUGAUACCUAUCGAAUAAGACGAAUUUGAUGCCUGACUGGAUGAUCGGCUGAUGCUGUGGACAUCAUGUCGGCAUGUUUACUUGAAUCCAUCACUGAUGUAGCCUCUUGUGGUUUAAUUUAAAUAUGAAUCUAGUUAAAAUAUGAGCAAUGUGAAAAAUAAGUCAUCUGAUUGAAUUUGAUCCAGUUUGCAGACGUUGCUGUGCCUUCUAACGGCCACUAGGGGGCAGUGAAGGAGCGAGCACAUUGCUGGCUGCUGCUUGUGUUGAUAGUUUUUCACUUGUGGACUUAUGAAAGGCUGUUGUUUUUUCCAUAAUAUUUAUACAUCAGCCCUGUCAAAUAGUGUUGUUUUUUUUUCUGAAAAUUAUACAAAUAUGCAAUGUACUUUUCAAGCACCUUCAUUUUGUCUGUCAGUUGUUACCAGAAGAACCGUGUUAGAGCAACAUUUAAGUACCACUGUGCCCCCCCCCCCCCCCUCAAAAUGUUCCCCCGGGCAACAAACUUCAGAGAGUGCAAUAGAAAUUCAGUUACUCGUGGCCUGCUUUGCAUUUGUGCUCACAAAAUGGAUUUUGCUUUAGUUUUGGAAGGAUUUUCUUUUAAUUUUCUCUUUAUUUUUUAUUCUCUAUCCUUUGUUUAGGGUAGAGCACAAACUGAGUGAAAUCAAAGUGUGAAACGUGCGCAGUGCCUUUUACUGAAUGACUGAAUCACUGACUCAUGAAAGACUGAGAUACAUUAGUUAGGGCUGGGUAUUUUGUUUUGAGUUUGAUGUUUAAUUCUAGAUAUUGAUGAGGGGUGAAUGAUGCUUCAGGCACUCGUAGGUUUUAACGGGAGAUCUCCACAUGUGAAUGUCAUACAUGGACUACCUCAAGGUGCGAUCACAUUAAGAAACGAGGGGAUUUGGAAGAAUUCAACGUCCCCCAAAAGCCCUGUUUUUGUUCUGUUUUAAAAGAAAGCAUUCAUAUUUCACCCGUAUGCUACCUUUCCACCAACUUUCAUUAGUCGUAGAUAUGUAGUCGUACUAAUGCACAGGAAAAUAUAGAAAAGCUAAAACUGAAAACACUAGUGGCACAAACAAAUAAAGAUACAAGUUUCUUGUUGAGACUUGGGUUUUUGUGCCAAUGAUUUUCCAUUUUUGAGUGAACUCUCCAGUGCCAAGACAUCAUGCAUGAGAAUGUCGGUCCGUCUUUUGUCUGCUAGUCUGAGUCUAGUCGACGUCUGUGAAACUGUUGUUAAAGCAUCUUCAUCAGCUGUUAAUUGGCAAAUGCUUACAUGCCUUUGGUAUACAUUAUCUGCGCCAUGUUAUUGGUGUCACUGCGAGCAUGUUAGGGUUGAUCUGAUACCAAUGCAGGGUCCAAUUCAGGUCUGUGUUAAUUUUGUUAUUAAUACAUUAAUUUAAAUGAUUUGUUAGGACCGUUUAGAGCAUGCUCAGUUCAUUUCCUGUGAAUGAAAACUCUUCAAAAAUCCAGCACUUUAGUUUUAUGACUAUUUAAAAAAAAAAACAAACCUUUUGAGGCCUUAAAUCAACAUGGAUACCCAGCCCUAAUGUUGCAGAUGGCUUAUUCAGUUUGGCUGAAUUACGUCAUUGCCAUGGCAAUAGCCACAUUGACCCAUUGCCGUAGUGACCCUGUGGUCACUUCUAUAUAAGGAGUGCGUUGAUAGAGUUGGAGAUCAAUUAAUGGUGCUAUGCUCCCAUUGCUGCGGCCUGCAGGCCCCUCUGUAGUAAAAAGACUUAAAGUCCCAACAGAGUUUUGCUUUCGUUGAUUUAAAGAUUGUUUUUACCUUUUGAGUUCUCUGUAGCACGUAUUCUUCAUGCCGUUGAGAGGUUUGUUUGGCUGAGAGUGAUUACAGUGUAGCACAGCCAGGUGUUUGCCCAGUUUAACGUGGUGUAUGUUUGUUUCAUGGAGAGGUUCUUACAGAUAGGAAACUGUUGCUUUCUUUUUUUUUCUUUUUCCUUUUUUUUUUUUUGUUUUGUUAACAUCAACUGUAGGAUUCAGCAGUUUGCACAGAGUUCUCGUACCUACUUUCGCUGCUAGUUUGUGUAAUUUAUCGAGCAUUUUUAAUAAAUAUUUAUUUUUAUAAGCCUAAUACAAAAAGUUGAUAUUUUACAAAGUGACUUGACCAAAAGACAGUAAACAAAAACACUGGCACUUGAAUGUUGAAUGUCAUUGGUAUGAGUGAAAAUUUCUAUUUUUCUGGGGUAGUGUGAGCUUUUUAAUAAUAAAGAUUCAGUGAGUGGGGCUUUUGCCUUCAUUAUGUCGCUGUAACGGGACGUGUUACAUCUGCUAUCACUGAUAUCAAAAUCAGCUGGCCACGUGCACAUCUUUGCAUGUUGCUCAGCGGCGCUUUGACUUGAUUUUCCGUUGUUAACCAAGCACAACUGGAGCCUGAGCAGUUUUAUGAAAGGGCGGAAUAAGAAAAGUAGGCACCCACUGAGCUUUUUUUUGGUCUUUGUUAGCGUAACAGAAUCGCUGGCCCGCCCUUUAAGUUUCAUUAACCGCUGUUACGGUGUCUGCAUUUGAAGCCAAUGUCAAUAGAGAGCCUCUAUGUACAAGCAUGUGUACAUUAUUUUAUCUUCAUCAAAAGUAAGAAAGUCGUGAAUUCCAUCCAGCAUCUCCCGUCUGAGGGGUGGGCUUUGAAAAGUGUUAAGAUUUGAAAAUUGUUGGAAAACAACAUCUUAAACAAACAAACAAAAAAUGUUCCAAGCCUUUUCUUAUUCCUACUGUACUCCUAUUUCCAGUGCAGCUACAACCAUAAAAAUAACAAUUAUCCGAAAGCUUAAAUGCUAUUUUUGAAAUUACAUGAAAGUCAAUUUGGGCUCCAAAGGGAAAGGCUGCACUUAUUAUUUUCCUGUAGGUAUGAUGCCUAGUAUUAAAGGUAGGGUAAGCAAUUCAAAAUGUUUUUAGUUUUUUUUUACCAAGAACAAUUUGUAUCACGUUCAGUGAAUAUCUCCUAACCAUCCAGUAGGCACUCAACUUUUGAGUAACACAGAAAAAAAUAAAAAUGUAAUAGACAUCCCUGGCUCUGGAAACGGAGUGGGGGGAGUUUGCUUUUCAAACCACAACAAUCACUGCUCAAGUUAGUCAGGACGAGGUCUGAGCUCAUAUACAACAGAUAUGAUGGGAUGUUUUUUCACUGGGAUCACUGGAGGGAGAGGGAAGGAGGAGCUAGCUCAGACGUGAUGUCAUCCAGAAAUCACUUACCCUACCUUUAACGGGAUUGAGGCACUUUUAAGAAGGAAAAUGAGCAAAGCGUCUGUAUGGGUAACGUGCAACGAUGAGCACAUGGAGUCACCUGGAGUUGAGGGUGAAGCGCUGGUUUUGUUACGGGUGUGAUGGUGGCGACUAUGAGGAGAAACGCCCCACGCAGUUACCUUUAAAGUCACAUUGGACAGAUCCAUCAACCUGUUUAUAAUUCAGGUUCUGUCGCCAAUAAUAUUAAGCUACAUUCAACCAAAAAAAUAAUAAUCUUCAAUUGGAAAACAAAUUUGAGGAAAUGCCAAAUAUGCCAAGGUUUGGAUUAAAAAGAAAUUUACAAAUGUUAUGAUCAAAGACCAUUUUGUAAUAAAAUAAAUAAAAAAAAAUAACAUGCAGUACAAAAAACAAGUAUCCAGAUUCUCUCCAAGUCAGUUUUGUUUUUCUUUUGUUUUAAUUUAAUUAAUUCCCUUGUUGUGAAAGUCUGGCUAGUGGCCGUCUUCGAAGUCUUCAUCACACAGAAGUUAACUGUGGUUCUCUUGCUAUGUUGUUGUGGUUUGCAUAUUUUCAGGCGGCGGUGUGUUCACGCGGUCGGUUUCUGGCCACUCAGGAAUGACUUUUACAGAAAAGUUAGCUUUUUUUUUUUUUUUUAAUUGCAGCUCAUCUGUAUUCAUCUGUCUUGCAUGAGAAAAACACUGCAACUCUUAAGUGUCGGCCCAUGAAGUGCACACACCACUUUAGUCACUCAGUGAUUGAUUAACGUGUCCAAUGACUGCAGUCCAGAAUCCAAAUUCAUUAUUGGAUCAGAGAUCUGUACAGGAAGCGUUUUACACUUUAAAAAAGGCGUUAGGUUAUCUAAUGCUCUAUUUAGGAGUCGUUGCUGUUUUAGUGAGGAAAUUGGUGUAAAAAUGGAUUUCUGUUGUCGUUACUGAACGGCCAGACCCUCCAACGUGAACCUGCACCAGCGCCGCCUGUUAGUUAGUAUUUGCUUUAUGUAUUAGUUUAGCGGUUGUGCACGAAGAGCACUGCACGAUGAAGAAAAAAAGAUACAAAACAAAAAAAAAUACUGUGCAACUAUUUGGAUUUUACCACAAUUAAAGGUUUGGAUUUGCAGAUGUGA